Geodia barretti is the source of this 531-nucleotide messenger RNA. Lineage: Eukaryota; Metazoa; Porifera; Demospongiae; Tetractinellida; Geodiidae. The record is from the annotation of a GenBank genome assembly.
AUGUCUUCAAAGCUACUGCAACUGGCACUGGGCGUCCGGCUCUACAGCACGCCGGCUACGGGUCGUUUCCCUGCCCUCAAAGCCCCCAUGUUGCCUCCAGGGACGUUUGAAGGGCGAGUGGCCUUUGUAACGGGAGGGGGGACGGGGCUGGGCAGGGGUAUCACUCAGUGUCUGUCUGCCCUGGGAGCUAGGGUAAUUCCAGUGGCACUGGAUGUCCGCGACCCUGAAUCAGUGAGAAGAGCUGCUGAUCUGACUGUGGAGGGGUGUGGCUGUCUACCUCACAUGGUGGUCAACAACGCCGCUGAACUUUGUCUCUCCAACAGAGAGACUCUCGCCCAAUGCCUUCAAAACCAUAGUCGACAUCGUCCUCAACGGAACUGCUACGUGUCUCUGGAGUUUGGCAAGAGACUCAUAGAUGCAGGGCAAGGGGCCAGUUUCCUGGCCGUAACCACCAAUUACACGGCCCUCGGGUCUCCCUUUGUGGCCCCCAGUGCUGCUGCCAAGGCCGGAGUGGAGGCCCUGACAAAGUGA